GCUCGGGGCGGGAGCAGCGCUUGCCAAUUGUUUACAACUGGGUACCCCACGCCGAGUAGUCCCCGGCCGGCGCGGGCGCUGGCGGUCGGCCGGCGGAUUAUGGAAGCAGUCAUUGCACUGACGCUAAGGGUCACGACUAUUUGUUUGAUUUUUCACAUAUGGUCCAUUGUCAAUGGUGAUCUAAUCUAA
Haemonchus placei is the source of this 189-nucleotide messenger RNA. NCBI's taxonomy places the organism in Eukaryota, Metazoa, Nematoda, Chromadorea, Rhabditida, Trichostrongylidae. The record is from the annotation of a GenBank genome assembly.